AUGGCGUCGCAAUUUGAAAAGGGACAUGAAAUCCCCAUCACGAAGCAAAGCUUUCCGGGCAAGGAGCACGACAUGCCCGACCCCAAGCCUACCCGCGACCAGCUCCCCAGCACCGGCGGAGGUGCCGAAACAUACCGCGCCGCGGACAAGCUACGAGGCAAGCGCGCAAUCAUUACCGGCGGCGAUAGCGGCAUCGGCGCGGCCACGGCGCUGCUCUUUGCCAGGGAGGGGGCCGUCUCGACGAUUGCGUACCUCCCAGACGAGGAGAAGGAUGCGCAGGACACACGCAAGCAGGUUGAGGAGAUUGGCGGGACCUGCCACCUCGUUGCGUUGGAUCUAGUCAAGAAGGAAAACUGCAAGGCCGUUGUGGACUUUGCCGUGGAAAAGAUGGGCGGCAUCGACAUUUUAUUCAAUAACGCAGCCUACCAAAUGAUGUGCGAAGACAUUGCCGACCUCUCCGAGGACCAGUGGGAGCACACGUUCAACAUCAACAUGCACGCCUACUUUUACAUGGCAAAGUACAGCCUGGCACACAUGACCAGCGGCGGCACCAUCAUCAACAAUGCCUCCAUCAACGCCUACGUCGGCCGUCCGGACCUCCUCGACUACACCUCUACAAAGGGCGCCAUUGUGUCGUUUACGCGCGGCCUCAGCAACCAGUACGUUGCAAAGGGCAUCCGCGUCAACGCGGUAGCUCCAGGACCCGUGUGGACGCCGUUGAUACCGUCGACGAUGAAUGACAAGGCGCAAAAGGAAUUUACGAGUCCGAUGGGAAGACCGGCGCAGCCGUCGGAGAUUGCGACGUGUGUGGUGUUUCUGGCUUCGCUGGAUAGUUCGUGCGUUAGCGGGCAGACUAUUCAUUGCAAUGGCGGAACUGUGGUUAAUGGUUAA
Molecule: messenger RNA, 891 nt
Organism: Beauveria bassiana ARSEF 2860
Lineage: Eukaryota; Fungi; Ascomycota; Sordariomycetes; Hypocreales; Cordycipitaceae
Product: short chain dehydrogenase
Exons: 4
Coding region: 1-891 (296 amino acids)
Molecular function (GO): oxidoreductase activity
Source: RefSeq, a predicted model, not a curated record